GGAAGAUUAUUCUCAAACCUAGAGGAGACAAGAACGUUUUUAAAGUCAAACGAGAAAAUCGACAAACUCAGCCCAGCGAUAAGACUCAUGUUUUGUUCUACACUAGCCUAGUUUUUAUACGUUCUAUUCCAACACAGAUGUUCUGGGCCUAUGGAGGGAGUACUCAACUCGUGAGACAAGCUUAACUUACAUCUCCUCUACUCCACCUACACAGAAGAAGAUGAAGGUCUACGCACAAGACUCACUGGACGUGCGGCCCCACGGUACCCGUCUGAUCCAAGAACACCUGACGGUGGAGCCACACGGCUCCGUCACGGUCCAGGGCGACUUGACCGUCCAGGGCGGCGUCCUGAUCAAAACAGACGGCUCCCUGGUGGUGCGGGAGGGCGGCACGGCCACAGUCCAGGGCGCCCUGACGCUGCACGGCUUCCUCGUGGUCGACGGCGCCCUGACCGUGCAGGGGCCGCUACUGGUGCACGGCACCCUGCUCGUGAGUGGGGGCAUGACGGUCCAGGGCAGGCUCGUCAUCCAGCCCGAGGGGUCGGCCACGGUCGAGGGCUACGUCACGGUGCAGGGGUCGCUGAAGCUACAGCCACGGGGCGCCCUGCAGGGGAAGCCCCCGGGCACCAUCAGGGUGGUGGGGCACCUGGAGGGGUUCCCCGACCAGCUAGAGCAGAGUCAGUCGCAGCACCAGUUUGAGUCGGCGUUAGAAGUCACUCGAACGUGAGUCAGUAGGACUUGAGUCAGUAGGACUUGAGUCAGUAGGAAUUGAGUCAGUAGGAAUUGAGUCAGUAGGAAUUGAGUCAGUAGGAAUUGAGUCAGUAGGAAUUGAGUCAGUAGGAAUUGAGUCAGUAGGACUGUGAGCGAUCAAAUUCAAACAUCUAAAAACUUUAACAUCUGACAGGAAGCGACAAAAACAAUGUAAAAAUAUUCAAAUUUCACCCUUUAUAUUUGUAGUUUACAGUAAAACUUUACAUCUUUACUUGUG
This is a messenger RNA of Physella acuta, 988 nucleotides long. RefSeq lists its product as uncharacterized. NCBI's taxonomy places the organism in Eukaryota, Metazoa, Mollusca, Gastropoda, Physidae. The record is from RefSeq and is a predicted model, not a curated record.